GGGCAGGACUGCGAGAGCCGCAGUGCAGCAGCACACCUCAGCGCUGGGAGAAUGUGGCUGCAAGUGCACGCCAAUUAAAUCUUGCUAUUCCUGGGCAUGUGGGAUUGGGAGCGGUGUCAGUCAACCGCUCUACAAUAGCACGUGCAGCGGUCGUGGUUCAAGGCACACACAGGUCUGUCGGAACUCCGGCAGCCGGCUGAGGAUGGCCCGGGAGCCUCUGCGGGAUCCUGGAACAGAACCUGCGCUGAAUAAUGUAUUCUGAGGUAUACUGGAUACCUGAGGAGGGAAGGGCUCUAAAUAAUGCAUUUUCCGGGCACGACAGUUGUAGCAGAAGUGGAUGCUGAAGCCUGUAGUGAGACUGCAGCCUGAGAUGAAAGAAUGUCUCAUUACCAUUUUAUCAAAUGCUGCUGUUUCCAACUAUGUAAUGUUUUUCGGUCACAUGAGAUGGAAAUUGACCAGUGCUUGCUUGAGUCCCUCCCUCUCGGCCAGCGGCAACGGCUGGUGAAGCGGAUGCGGUGUGAUCAAAUAAAGGCUUAUUAUGAACGAGAAAAGGCUUUCCAGAAGCGGGAGGGUUACGUGAAAAAACUGAAACAUGGAAAGAAUCAUCGAGUUCGUUUCAACCUUGCCGAUAUGAUACAGGAUGCUAUUACACAUCAUGAUGAUAAGGAAGUGCUGCGACUGUUGAAAGAUGGUGCUGACCCUCAUAUGCUUGUUUCCUCAGGAGGUUCCUUGCUCCAUCUGUGUGCUCGCUACGAUAAUGCAUUUGCUGCAGAAAUUCUGAUUGACAGAGGAGUGAAUGUAAAUCAUCAAGAUGAGGAUUUUUGGACAUCAAUGCAUGUAGCCUGUGCGUGCGAUAAUCCUGAUAUUGUCCUGCUGCUGCUGCUAGCUGGAGCAAAUGUACUGCUGCAAGAUGUUAAUGGAAACACAGCAUUUGACUAUGCUGUAGAAGGGACUGAAUCCAGCAGCAUCCUUCUCAUGUACCUGGAAGAAAACGGUGUUGAGCUGAAUUCCUUGCGCCAAAUGAAGAUACAGAGAGCUAUGACUAUGCUUACAGAUGUCCGACAGCUCAUAUCAAGUGGAGGAAGUGUGAAUCAGAAGAAUGAUGAAGGAGUUACCCUGCUGCAUGUGGCCUGUGCAAAUGGCUACAAGAAUGUUGCAUCUCUGAUACUGGAUCAUGGGGCUGAUCUCAAUGUGGUGGAUAAUCAGUACUGGACACCUCUACAUUUAGCUGCAAAGUACGGACAGACCAGCCUCGUGAAGCUGCUUUUGAUGCACUGGGCAAAUCCCAAUCUUCUUAACUGCAAUAAUGAGAAACCUUCAGAUAUUGCAGCUUCUGAGUUUAUUGAGGAAAUGCUUCUGAAGGCUGAAAUUGUUUGGGAGGAAAAAAUGAAAGACCCUUUAUCCGUUCCUACUUUAUCUCAAGAAGAGCCUUAUGAAGAGAUCAUCCAUGAUCUGCCCACGCUUUCCAAUAAACUCAAUCCCCUGGCUUUACCAAUUGCCAAGCAAGACAGUUUGCUGGAGAAAGACACCAUGUUCAAGGAUGCAGCUAAAGGUUUGUGUAAGCAGCAGUCUCAAGACAGUGCAUCUGAAAACGUCAUGAUGAACAGUACAGCCAAACUUGAACAGAUCAAGCUUAUGCCUCCAGCUCCAAAUGAUGACUUGGCUUCUCUGAGUGAGCUAACAGACAGCAGCCUACUUUAUGAGAUUCAGAAGCGUUUCAAUAAUAAUCAAAUAUAUACCUACAUUGGUGAUAAAUUGCUGCUUGUUAACCCAUUUAAAGAACUUCCCAUCUAUUCCACCAUGGUCACCCAGCUUUAUUUAAGCAAUUCUGGAAAACUGUGCGCCACACUUCCCCCUCAUAUAUUUUCCUGUGCUGAAAGAGCUUACCACAUGCUGUUCCAGGAGCAGCGUCCCCAGUGCUUUAUCCUCAGUGGAGAAAGUGGUUCUGGGAAGACUGAAGCCUGCAAACAAAUAGUGAAGCACCUCACUUGUAGAUCUAGCUCCAGCAGAAGUACCUUUGAUACAAAGAUAAAACAUGUAAACUGUGUCUUGGAAGCCUUUGGACAUGCUAAGACACCUCUAAAUGAUUUUUCCAGCUGUUUUAUAAAAUAUUUUGAGCUACAGUUUUGUGAGAAGAAAAGGACAUUAAUUGCAGCUAGAAUUUAUACGUACAUGUUGGAGAAGUCUCGUGUCAUUAUGCAACCUCUCAACCAGAGUAAUUUUCAUGUUUUUUACUUGAUGAUGGAUGGUCUGUCUGCUGAAGAAAAAUACACGCUGUACCUCAGUAAUUUGUCUACACACAGGUACCUAAGCCAAGCUGGGCUGGAAGAGACAAUGCUAACAGCUAACCCUCAAAACAGGGAGAAAUUAACAGUUCUGAAAGAAGCUCUUAGUGCUAUGGGAUUCAAUAGCCUGGAGGUGGAGAACCUGUUUGUAAUCCUCUCAGCAAUUCUGCAUCUGGGGGACAUUCGCUUUACGACCCUGACAGACACCGAGACAGCGCUGGUGUCAGACCUGCAGCUGCUGGAGCAAGUGGCAGGGAUGCUGCAAGUUUCACCGGAUGAGUUUGCUUCAGCCUUAACAACUGAUGUUCAGUAUUUUAAAGGAGACAUGAUAGUACGGAGACACACUAUAGAGAUGGCAGAAUUUUACCGGGAUCUCUUGGCAAAAUCUCUGUAUGGUCGUUUGUUUAGCUUUCUAAUCAACACAAUCAACUGCUACCUCCAAAAUCAAGAUGAAGCUGAAAGCGAUCGGAUAUUUGAAAUUGGAAUUCUGGAUAUUUUUGGAUUUGAAGAAUUUCAAAGGAAUACUUUUGAGCAGCUGUGCAUCAAUAUGACCAAUGAGAAGAUACAUCAGUAUAUCAAUGAAGUGCUUUUCCUACAAGAGCAAACAGAAUGUGUACAAGAAGGAGUUACCAUAGAAACUGUGUACUCUCCAGGAAACCAUACUGCAGCCUUGGAUUUUUUCUUUCAGAAACCGUCAGGCUUUUUGUCAAUGCUAGAUGAAGAAAGCCAAUCUAAUUGGUCAGUGGAACAGAGUCUUUCUAAACGGAUUCAGUCUUACCUGGAUACAUCAGACACAAAUACAGUGUAUUCCUCCACAAAAGAUGGAAAUGGCAACCUUGCACCAAAGGAACAGGGCUCUACCUUCACUGUUAUGCAUUAUGCUGGCCGGGUUACUUACGAAAUUGCUGGUGCGGUAGAAAAAAAUAAAGAUUCCCUUUCACAGAAUCUCAUAUUUGUAAUGAAAACCAGCGAAAAUGUAGUCAUCAAUCAAUUGUUCCAGUCCAAACUGACACAGACUGGAUCACUUGUUCCUCCAUAUCAUUCCCUUAAGUUCAAAGGAUGUAAAGCAGCACUGCUGAAUAAAAAAACAUCAGUAGCCUGUGCAGGUGGAGAAACAAAGAAAUAUGUGGAGCUCAGCAAGCUGUUGAAAAAGAAGGGGACAUCCUCAUUUCUUCAGAAACUGGAACGAGGGGGCCCAACCACUGUGGCAGUACAACUCAGGAAAUCACUCACAGAUAUUAUUGGGAAGCUACAGAACUGCACGCCACAUUCUAUUCACUGUAUAAAGCCUAACAACUCCAAGUUGCCGGAUACUUUUGACAAUUUUUAUGUGUCUGCUCAACUGCAGUAUAUUGGUGUCCUAGACAUGGUCAAAAUCAUACGAUACGGAUAUCCCUUUCGUUUCUCUUUCACAGACUUCUUGUCAAGGUAUAAAGAUUUGGCUGAUACAGCAGCAGGAGAGAAGAAGUUGUCUGCCAAGGAGAGAUGUCGUCUUGUUCUCCAGCAGUGUAAAUUACAAGGCUGGCAGAUAGGAGUCCGAAAAGUGUUUCUUAAGUACUGGCAAGCUGACCAUCUCAACGAUUUGUGCCUUCAGCUUCAGAAGAAAAUUAUAACCUGCCAAAAAGUUGUGAGAGGAUUUCUAGCUCGCCAGCGUGUGCUACAGAAGAUGAGCAUCAAGCAGCAAGAGAUCACCUCAGUCAAAGGCUUCUUGCAGACUGUUGAGGAUAUGGGGCUGAAAACAUACGAUGCCUUGGUCAUUCAAAAUGCUUCUGACAUUGCUCGGGAAAACGACCGGAUUCGCAAUGAGAUGAAUGCUGCUUACCACAGGGAAAAGCUAGAGGCUAGAAAUAGACCAGAAGAAGUCCACAAAAGAGCUGAAGACAAGGGUGGGAAGCUUCCUGAGGAUGGCUUCGCCGGCUACCGAGCGCCAAAGCACUUUCAUUCCAGCUCUGUGCCUGUCCCCAUGGCAGUGGAAGGCUUGGUACAUUCUGUGGCUGGGUCGUCCAUCAGGUCCCCAUCCCUGCACUCAGUGUUCAGCAUGGAAGACGGCGGCAGCCUGCCGUCGCCACGGAAACAGCCUCCUCCCAAACCCAAGCGGGACCCCAACACACGGCUGAGCGCUUCCUAUGAGGCCGUCAGUGCUUGCUUGUCGGCAGCUUCUAAGGAGGCCGCUAAUGAAGUUCUGACCCGUCCAAGGCCACAUAGUGAUGACUAUAGCACCAUGAAAAAAAUACCUCCCAGAAAACCAAAACGAAGUCCCAAUACAAAACUCAGUGGCUCUUACGAAGAAAUACCUGGCCAAAAGCCUGGGGAUGUGAAACAGACAAACACAGUAGUUAAACAAGGUAGCUAUGACACUGCGGGAGUACAGAGAGCAGCUUCUGCUGAUGUGCCACAACAUGGCACAUUGAGUCUCUAUAUGUCACAAGAAGAGGAAGAAAAUGAGCCUGUCUAUAUUGAAAUGGUAGGGAAUGCAAUGAAACACAGUUCUGCUGAAGCAGAAAGCCCAGAGCAAGGAGAGUCUGUGUAUGAAGAAAUGAAGUAUUUUCUCCCAGAAGAAGGAAGCAACAGUAAUGGAAUAAUUCCAAUAGCAACUGGAUCUCCACCUCUGGUGUUUGAAAGCAAAAAAAAUGUUCAUGUUGAAGAUGGAACAUUGGAUGGAAACAGUCAAGCUGCUUUGAACUAUAAAGACUCAUGUGACAUUCCAGCCCCUUUCCCUAAUUUGCUUCCUCAUAGGCCACCACUUCUUGUGUUUCCUCCAACUCCUGUCACAUGUUCUCCUGCUUCUGAUGAAUCACCUCUAACACCACUAGAAGUUAAAAAGCUUCCUGUCUUGGAAACCAACCUAAAAUACCCUGUGCAGUCAGAAGGCUCAAGUCCAUUGUCACCACAGUACAGUAAAAGCCAAAAGGGGGAGAGUGAAAGACCAGCAUCUCCAGGCUUGGUUGUAUUCAAUGUUUCCAGCAAAGUAACUCCACCUUCCACACCUCCUCCUCCUCUUCCACCACCCCCUCCUCCUGUACCACCUCCUGUUUCCUAUCGGGCUUCCACACAUUUUGCAUUUCCUCCAGAGCCUUGUGCUAGUUUUCUGAUUAAUACAGGGAAAACAGGUACAAACUCAGAUCUAUCAAAAGUACCUCUGCGACCAAACCCUGCUCAGCUUGGAUGUUCACCUUCUCCAUUCUCCAAAUUGCCUUAUUCCCCAAAGAUGGCAAGAGCAGAACACAGGAAAUUGAACUCUAAUUCAUCAUCUUCAUAUCCAUACAGUCCUACAAACUCAAGGUCAUUGACCAGUCCCCUUGAUGAGUUAGCAAGCUUGUUCAACUCAGGACGGAGUGUGUUACGGAAAUCCGCAGCAGGACGUAAGAUCAGGGAGCCAGAAGGUGCUGAAACUAACCUGAACUUGAGGAGCAGAGAAGAUCCAAAUGCAUCAGAUACUGGGUCAGCAACGCAGGAUAAAAAUGCAAAUAACCAUGGAACUCAGUCUUCUAAUCCACUGUCCAGUUCUGUGACUGCUGAAAAUGGAAAUUCGGUAUCAAAUGGUGUACCAGAGGAAAAUGAGUAUUCAAGACUGUCUGCCAGCACUACAGCAGGUUCAUCGGUUCAAAGACAUAGGGAGAGCCACACUACUCAGGUUAUUCAUCAGCUUAGACUUUCUGAGAAUGAGAGUGUGGCUCUGCAAGAGCUUCUAGACUGGAGGAGAAAGCUGUGUGAGGAGAGAGAAGACUGGCAACAAAUCUUGCACAACACUGAGCAAAGAAUCACAGCCCCUCCCCCACCCCCUUGUAAAAAACCAACACUGCUGAAGAAGGUGGAAGAUGCCUCCUGCAACAGACUAUCGUCAGGCAUAUGGGACACCACCAUGUGAUUGGAAUGUGUGUGUUUGCAGAUAGUUGGGAGUGAAACCAUCUCAUGCCUUCAGUCUGCACAAUCAGCAAGUUUCCUUCCCUCCACAGAAUGUGCAGGGUUUUUUUUACAAGCAAUCCUUCAAGAGCACAGGAUGGAAGAGCUAUUUAGAUCUGUCAUGUGUGCGUGUGUGUGUUUGUCCUUUUCAUACAUAUAUAUAUACAAAUAUGCAUAUAUCUGUGCAUCUGUAUAUAUGUAUGUGUGUAUAUAUAUAUAAGGUGACAAACUGCACUAUAAGAAUAUAAAGGUAGAAAACAGUCACUUAGGAGUUCUCCUGUGGACAACAAAGAAGCUAUGUCAAACAAAUGGUGGCAGGGAGAAGUGACUGACAGGCAUUUUAGAGAGAUCAGGAAAGUCUGUGUGCACACUGUACAGCUGUUUUAUAUAGUAUAAAAAUAUGAUGUUUCUUGUUCCCUAAUGAAUGGUUUUAUUAUAUUACAUAUAUGCAUAUAUAUAUUUCUUUGUAGAUGUCUGUGUUCUAUUGGAGUUGCAAACCCAAAGUUUAUUUACAUGUUUAUUACUGGUGUUUUAUAACUUUACUCAA
Molecule: messenger RNA, 6735 nt
Organism: Tympanuchus pallidicinctus (lesser prairie-chicken)
Lineage: Eukaryota; Metazoa; Chordata; Aves; Galliformes; Phasianidae
Gene: MYO16
Product: myosin XVI
Exons: 35
Coding region: 379-6153 (1924 amino acids)
Biological process (GO): negative regulation of G1/S transition of mitotic cell cycle; phosphatidylinositol 3-kinase/protein kinase B signal transduction; neuron projection morphogenesis
Cellular component (GO): perinuclear region of cytoplasm; nucleoplasm; myosin complex
Molecular function (GO): ATP binding; actin filament binding; cytoskeletal motor activity
Source: RefSeq, a predicted model, not a curated record